Aphis gossypii (cotton aphid) is the source of this 624-nucleotide messenger RNA. RefSeq lists its product as uncharacterized. The coding region runs from base 1 to 624 and encodes 207 amino acids. The record is from RefSeq and is a predicted model, not a curated record. The transcript has 3 exons. NCBI's taxonomy places the organism in Eukaryota, Metazoa, Arthropoda, Insecta, Hemiptera, Aphididae.
AUGAAUAUGGCUAACAGAUAUCAGUGUAGCAAUCAGCCAUUUUACCAGGAAUGGAUUGUCGAUAAUGAUGGUAAAUUUAAUGUUAUGUUUGCUUGUAAUGACCUCAUAAAUUCUGUACUUCAUGAGGGUGGUACAGAGUUACACGCAGAUGGAACAUUUAAAGUUGUGCCAUCUAAUCCACGCUGCAGACAACUUCUCAUUUUACAUCUAAUUUUACAAAAUCACUCCAUCCCUGUUUGCUUUGUAAUGAUGGAAGCUAAAACAGAGGCUUCUUACAAAAAGGUGUUUGAGCGAUUUAAAAUUAAAUUUCCUACAGUAAGACCCACAACAAUUAUGAUAGAUUUUGAGACUAGCCUUCGAAAUGCUUUAAUUGCAAUAUACCCAGAAGCAACCAUAUUGUCCUGUUGGUUUCAUUAUAUACAGAGUCUUCAGAAGAAUAUUAAAAAAUUGGGGUACACACAUCAUGUAAAAAUAAACAUGGCAGCAAAAAUGUGUGUACAAAUGACUGCAGCAUUAGCACUAUUACCAUCACAUGAAAUAGAAAGAGGUUUUGAAGAAAUUAAAACAUAUGCUCAAGCUAAUAAUGUUCAGCUACCAAGGUUUUUUACAUAUUUUUAUAGGUAA